Drosophila nasuta is the source of this 2395-nucleotide messenger RNA. Its product is annotated as beaten path IIa. The record is from RefSeq and is a predicted model, not a curated record. Lineage: Eukaryota; Metazoa; Arthropoda; Insecta; Diptera; Drosophilidae.
UCAGUUGGUAGAUGUGUGGCGAACGUUGAAUUUAACGGUCGGUUUGGCAGUGAAAGUGGCAUGUUUACUCACUAAGUUAUCAAAAGAAAACUUGACUAGUGUUUUUAAAAAUAUCUAUUAAAUACAAGUGAAUCUAUUGUAUUGCUAAUAUUUUUGUUAAUUGUAACAAGAAGGUAGUUGUGUUACUACGAAUAACUAGAACGAAGGAUACUUAAAACUCACAUUGUAAUAACAACUGCACUUCAAAUUACUGUGUUUAUACUUACACUUGCAGUAUAUUUUUGUCGUCAACAACUGGAUGUGCACAGAUUAAUAGGAGGCUAUUAACCGAAAACCACAACAAAACGAUUCUGUGCCACAUAAAACUAUUUUCAAUGGAUUACAGCAAUGGUAGUGGACGCAUCACUAGUCAAGAAUACUUGUGCUCAACCCGGAAAUUUAUACGCAUGUACUCUGUAUACUUGUAUUGAAAUCAAAAUCUCGAAAAGUAUUUAAUACUGCAAUGUUCUUGAAAAACUAAAUCUAAAGUGCAUAAGAAUAAGUUGUUCAACAGUCACACAAGACAUUAAUAUCGUAUUCCCCAACCACAAAUUGGAAACAGUCUCUAUGCUCUGGUCGGUAAACGGCGGUGUGAAGUUGAAGUGUUUAUUGAAUGUGCCACAAAUGUUGUCUAAACGCGAAUGAACAAUAUUGCCAGACCCCUCGAUUAUGCUGGCUCGACAACUGGCCACCAAGUCGUCAACUACGGAGCAUAAAAUGAUGCCGCGAAUAACUUAUACAACCAUACGACAUGGAUUUCUGCAGUCAAGAAGGCGAUGCACAAACGGGUGGGCUGCUCAGGCCAUAGGUUGUUGGAUCUCGCUGGGAUUUGUUCUGAUGUUCAUUCUGUCGACUGCGGAUAUUAUUGAGUGUUCGCUACGGAAUGUCAAUUUAAUUAUUGAACCACCAGCGGUUCGACGUGGCCAGCACGUUAUCCUGCGCUGUAUGUACGAUCUAGAGGGUGCUCCGCUUUACUCAGCCAAAUUCUAUCGUGGUCAACUGGAGUUUUACCGUUAUACACCUGGCGAGUUUCCCAAUACCAAAGUAUUUCCGUUUCCUGGUAUACACGUUGAUGUUACCAGUUCCAAUGCCACCCAAGUUCUUAUUCGCAAUGUGGGCUUCGGACUGUCUGGAAACUUUUCAUGUGAAGUUACUGCCGAUGCUCCACUUUUUUCUACAGCUACUGCCUUAGGUACUAUGCAAGUUGUGGAGCUCCCUGACAAACGACCUCAGUUAUAUACUGAGUAUACCAGGUACGAACCAGGCGAUGUACUACGUGCUAACUGCAGUACACCCCCCUCGCGUCCACGUGCUGAACUUACAUUUACAAUCAACAAUAUGGUGAUCUCAAGCUCGGAGUCUCAGUUUAUUCGAACAAUUGAUAAUCUAAUUGCAUCACGCAUUUCCCUGAAGUUGCAGUUGCAGGGUGUACACUUUUCCAGUGCAAACUCAGGCGUUUAUAGUGGUCGAUAUGGCUUGAACUCGAUAUAUAGCCAAGACACUCCCAUGUAUGUACCUAAUCCAGGUGGCCUGAUACUACGUUGCACAGCACAAAUUGCCGAUUUAUAUCAGGAAUAUAAGGAUAUUGAAUUGGGUACACCGCAAAGAGAUCCUGUUCCCGCACGUGUUACGCAUUCUUCCGGUUCAAGCAUGAAAAACUUCAUUAGCUCCUAUUUCACAACUUCGGCUGCUCAGCGUUGUCAUAAUGAUGCAUUGUUGACAUUUUUGAUUUUAGCAAUAGCUACGUACCUUAUGAGUGGUUCCAUAAAUAAAGAUAUAACAAAUUCGAUUUGUUCUUCAUCCCUGAUCUACAGAGAUUCGGGUCACAUACUCGUACCUCGAAAUUGCGGCUGAUGUGAAUGCCUGGCUUGUUUGUGGAAUUUUCACUUUAAGCCAUUGCUACAGAAAUCAGGAAAAUCUCUAUGUGAGCAAAGCGAAAUAGUUUAGUUAUUUAGUGAAUACAAUUAAGAAGACUUAUCGAAAUAAAUGAAGCCAGUUUUAGUUUGACUUUAUUAGAAUUUGGAAUAUUUUUUGUUUGUUUAUUGAAAAUGGUUUUUGAAAAGACGUUUUUAAUGUGGUGUGUAAGCUAAUGAGUUUAAAACUUAAGUAUUUUUAAGAACAUAUUUCAAUUUAACAUAGGAAAAUGAAGGAAUUCAAGGCAUUCAUUUAAAUAGUUUAUGUUAGACACGCUAAAUAAUGAAGAAAAAUGUAAUAAAGUAAUAAAUAGACGACAAGAAAUGUAAAAUAUAUUAAAAUAAAAUAAUAAUUGAUUAGAAUCGAAGUAAAAAUGUGAAAUAUUCGCCUAGUAAUGUCGUUUGUGAAUGUCAGUCAAAUUGAAUAAAAUAAUAAAAGAAAA